CCAUGCCAGAUUCCCAAACCGUGACCGUCUUUGAUGCGUUCACACCGGCGCCGACUACCGGCGGCUCCAGUCAAGCGUGAUUUCCGCAGAGACGCCCACAUGUUGCCGGAAUCCGUUGCGUUCGUCCGGCGGUUCCUCUUCUUCCUCGCCGUCUUCCUCUGUUGCUUGCUCCUCUACCGAGACUCCGACGCCCUCCGCUUUCUCCACCGCUUCUCUCCUUAUCCCUCUCCUUCCUUCACCGCCUUUUAUUCCCCGCCGGUUGGUGAGGAACGUGGGAUCGAAGAGGUUCUGAUGGAUGCUGCAAUGGAAGACAACACGGUGAUCUUGACGACGUUGAAUGAAGCAUGGGCAGCUCCGAAUUCGAUUAUUGAUCUUUUCCUUGAGAGCUUUAGGAUUGGAGUUGGCACUCGUAGGCUCUUGAAUCAUUUGGUUAUCAUUGCCUUGGAUCAAAAGGCAUACCGGCGUUGUUUGCAGAUACAUACUCAUUGCUUUGCUCUUCACACUGAGGGAGUAGAUUUUCGUGAGGAGGCGUACUUCAUGACCCCUAAAUACUUGAAGAUGAUGUGGGCUAGGAUUGAUUUUCUCCGCUCUGUUCUUGAGAUGGGGUUCAAUUUUGUUUUCACGGAUGCUGAUAUUAUGUGGUUCAGGGAUCCGUUUCCGCGGUUUUAUUCCGAGGCAGAUUUUCAGAUUGCAUGUGAUCAUUUCUUGGGCAGCUCCGAUGAUUUGCAGAAUAAACCUAAUGGAGGGUUUAACUAUGUGAAGUCUAAUAACAGGUCAAUAGAAUUCUACAAACAUUGGUAUGCUUCCCGUGAAACCUUCCCUGGACUCCAUGAUCAGGAUGUUCUCAAUAUGAUCAAGUUUGAUAACUCCACCUUGAAUAUUGGAUUGAGAAUGAAGUUCCUCGACACUGCAUUCUUUGGUGGAUUUUGUGAACCUAGUAGAGAUUUAAAUGAAGUUUGCACAAUGCAUGCGAAUUGUUGUUUUGGCCUUGACAGCAAGCUUCACGACCUUACAAUAUUGGUUCAGGACUGGAAAGAAUUUUCAUCCCUGCCACCAAGAUUGAAGAGAGCUUUCAUAUUUCCAUGGGCGGUUCCACAGAAUUGCAGUCUUGAUUCUCUCCGUCACUAUGAUGCACCAGAGAGUGACACUCAACCUGGUUUGGAAGAACCGGAGAGUGACACUGAAGAGAGUUCGGUAGCGUGAAUUGAGGCAUAAAUAGAUUUUGAAGCUACUCCACAGGUGGUUUCCAGUUUCGAAUCCCUGGACCUCCAUAUUUUGGCAGGUCUUCAAUUAUCAGAAGAUUUGAAAGGUGUUUCAAAAAGUUGGAAAAAGGAAAGAAUUGAUCGCAAACCAUGCAUUCGUUGGGGCGUGGUAAAGUUUAGUGAGUACAGGAAAGCUGCUAUUUGAGAGUAAGAACCAUUUAGACUCCAGACUAGCCCUGUACAAGAAAUCUACUAUUGGUCGCUAAUCAUUGAUCUAGUGGAUCUCGAAGGUUUAGUUGUAGCAGUAGUAUGUUCAGCAUGGCCUAGGUAUCAAAACUUCUUAACGGUCAAUAAAUAACAAGUUGCUCCACAUUUGUAAACACAUGCGGCUCAUUCUUUAUCU
This is a messenger RNA of Argentina anserina (silverweed cinquefoil), 1605 nucleotides long. RefSeq lists its product as uncharacterized. Bases 34 to 1203 code for a protein of 389 amino acids. NCBI's taxonomy places the organism in Eukaryota, Viridiplantae, Streptophyta, Magnoliopsida, Rosales, Rosaceae. The transcript is spliced from 4 exons. The record is from RefSeq and is a predicted model, not a curated record.